Momordica charantia (bitter melon) is the source of this 849-nucleotide messenger RNA. RefSeq names its product early nodulin-like protein 6. Gene Ontology annotation, molecular function: electron transfer activity. Gene Ontology annotation, cellular component: plasma membrane. Lineage: Eukaryota; Viridiplantae; Streptophyta; Magnoliopsida; Cucurbitales; Cucurbitaceae. The record is from RefSeq and is a predicted model, not a curated record.
ACGUCUCUCUCUUCAAGAUCUUCCCUCUCUCUCCACUUCCAACAAACUCCUCGUUCCUCCCCAUCCAUCUUUAUAUAUUCAACUUUUUUUACUUAAUUCACUCUCCUCAACAACAGCUCCCAAAUUUCAUUUUAACCUCCAAGAACAUCACUAAUGGCUUCUCAAUCUCUCUCACUUCCAGUCCUCCUCCUCCUCUUCUCCUUUCACUUCUUUUCUGCCAAAAGCACCGACUUUCUGGUCGGCGACGAAGAUGGGUGGGCAGUCCCUAAUCCAAAAGAAGCCGACAGAUACAACAAAUGGGCCUCCCACAACAGAUUCAAUGUUGAUGACACCGUCCAUUUCAAGUAUGAGAAAGACUCUGUGAUGGAGGUGACAGAGGAGGAGUACAAGCAGUGCCUUUCUUCGAAGCCUCUGUUCUAUGACAACAAUGGGGACACUGUGGUGGGGCUUGACAGAGCAGGGCUGUUCUAUUUCAUCAGUGGGGUUUCAGGGCACUGCCAGAAGGGCCUCAGGAUGAUAAUCAAAGUGUUGGAGCCUCUCAAUCUCAGCCCUCCUCCAUCCCCCAACUCUACUGCUCCACCCCACAACAACAGCAGUGCUCUUGAUUUGCUCUCUGUUUCCUGUCCUGUUUUUGGGAUCUUCUUUGUGUUCUUUCUUUCCUUUCUUUUCAUUUGAAUGAUUUUGAGUUGGUACUCUUUAGAAUGCAGUUUCAGGGUUGGUUUUCUUGGGUUAGGUUGUAGAGAAGGGGUUGGUUUUUUGAUGAUCCAGAAUUUUUUUGAUUUUGUGACAGAGAGUGGUUUAUUUGCCUUCUUCUAGUGUUGUGAAUGAAUGAAAUGUGGCUUCUGUUCU